Ambispora leptoticha is the source of this 516-nucleotide messenger RNA. NCBI's taxonomy places the organism in Eukaryota, Fungi, Glomeromycota, Glomeromycetes, Archaeosporales, Ambisporaceae. The record is from the annotation of a GenBank genome assembly.
AUGGCUCUUCGAACGAAAAUAUCAUUACUUACCAAUCCAAAAUGCAUUCUCGACCAUCAAAAAACAAGAAUACCAAUCAUUACCAUUGCCACUAAUAAUACUACUAAUCAAAAAAGCAAUGUUCGUCAAUUUCACACAACACAGCUCGUAAAUUAUCCAUCAGCUGAAUCAAUGACGCCUAAAAAAACGACACUCUCUAUUCCACGUCCCGGACUCUAUACACAAAAAAUAAUAUUAACCGAUGGAGCCACAUACACAAUUCAAACAACUUCUCCAAAACCACUGGUGAAAUUGGUUCGUGACACAAGAAAUCAUCCUUUAUGGAAUCCCGAAUUGAAACAUGGAAUGCAAGAUGAGAGUGGUCAGUUGUCAAAAUUCCAGAGAAAGUUUGGCGAAGAUGCACAGUAUGAGUUAGAGUUUAUGGAAUCGGGUGAGAAAGUGCCAGAGUUAUCUGCUAAAGAAUUGCAGGGUAUGAGCAAACCUAAAAAAGGGAAGGGUAAAGGAAAGAAAAAAUGA